Molecule: messenger RNA, 1014 nt
Organism: Onychomys torridus (southern grasshopper mouse)
Lineage: Eukaryota; Metazoa; Chordata; Mammalia; Rodentia; Cricetidae
Gene: Tnfrsf12a
Product: TNF receptor superfamily member 12A
Exons: 4
Coding region: 74-463 (129 amino acids)
Biological process (GO): positive regulation of apoptotic process
Cellular component (GO): plasma membrane
Molecular function (GO): protein binding
Source: RefSeq, a predicted model, not a curated record
GGCGGAGCCCCAGCCCUGAGUCUUGGCCCGCGGGGAGUGGGAACAGACUGCUGUAGCCGCGGGACCGGCAGUCAUGGCUCCCGGUUGGCCGCGGCCUCUGCCGCAGAUCCUCGUGUUGGGACUCGGGUUGGUGCUGAUGCGCGCCGCGGCCGGGGAACAGGCACCAGGCACCGCCCCGUGCUCUAGCGGAAGCUCCUGGAGCGCGGAUCUCGACAAGUGCAUGGACUGCGCUUCAUGUCCAGCGCGACCACACAGCGACUUCUGCUUGGGAUGCGCAGCCGCACCUCCUGCCCCCUUCAGGCUGCUCUGGCCCAUUCUGGGAGGCGCUCUUAGUCUGGCCUUGGUUUUGGCGCUGCUUUCUGGUUUCCUGGUCUGGAGACGGUGCCGACGGAGAGAAAAGUUCACUACCCCCAUAGAGGAGACUGGUGGAGAGGGCUGCCCAGGUGUGGCACUGAUCCAGUGAGGGGCAGCCGCGCUGGUGCCCACUCAUCGUCCAUUCAUUCAUUCUGGAGCCAGCCUGGCCCUCCAGACACAACCCGAGCCAGACUCCUCCAACCACAAGGGGGUGGGGUGAGGUGGUGAUUCACCUCCAAAGACCGGGCUUAGGGUUCAGGGGAGCCUUCUAAGGUGUCUAGAUUGCCCUGUCUCUGGUUCCAGGGCAGACAGCCUCAGGCUGGGUCACAAAGCAACACAUACUAAGGAACUGCAGCAUUUGCACAAGGGGGUCUCUUGCUCCCCCCAAAUUCUGGAGACCUGGCUGACUUGGGAAACAGACACACUAGGUCCCACUCUCUCAGAUGGGCUGAAAUUCAACUGCACUUGAGUUUCAGUCCUGGGAGUUGGUCAGAUUUAGGGACCUGUUCUUAACACUAAGGGGGCUGGCCCUCUGGGAGGGCCGGCCCUAAAUCAAACACACACACAACCCAUCCCCUAAUGGGGAAGGGAAAUAUUUAUUUGGGGAUAAAGUUUGGAGGGGAGGGAGAAUUUAUUAAUAAAAGAAUCUCUAACUUUAAA